CGCAAAAAUUGCCUUGUAAACUUACAGCGCCAUCUUCGUUUGGAUCCGAGCUCGGGCCGUUUGUUCUUGUUUAAUUUUAUUUUAGAGACAUGCCGCUGUUCAGGUUUUAUGACUUUGACAAGGUUUACACCACACACCAAGGUUUAGAUGGCUUUGGUGGGCUCCCUGACCCAAAGUGCAAGUACUAUGAGGCAGAUUACAUUAGAUGUGCAGCUGAGAUUGGCAUUACCAGGGCUCAAAAAGAAUGUGCUCCAGAGCUAGCAGACUUCAAGGAGUGUGUCACAGGAUCCAAAAGGGUGGAAAGAAUGAAGACAAUUAUCAAGCACAGAGAUCAACUGAUCAAGGAGGGGAAAUACACACCGCCAGCCAAGCAAUAAAGAUUGUUUCAACAUAGUUGUAUUUUAAAUCUUAUGUCUUUAUGAUAGACACUCAGCUAUUUACAAACUGUAUUCUCUGGUUUUCAGCAGGAAGUAAAAUCCAAUUGGAAAAAGAGUACUCCUUCAAUUUUAAAAAAUGUUGCCAAUUCAUGACAAAUGAGUCUUGUAUUUGAUUUGAGUUUUUA
Lytechinus variegatus (green sea urchin) is the source of this 562-nucleotide messenger RNA. RefSeq names its product NADH dehydrogenase [ubiquinone] iron-sulfur protein 5-like. Lineage: Eukaryota; Metazoa; Echinodermata; Echinoidea; Temnopleuroida; Toxopneustidae. The record is from RefSeq and is a predicted model, not a curated record. Bases 90 to 377 code for a protein of 95 amino acids. The transcript has 3 exons.